GUGCGCGAUUUACAUAGAAACAAAAUGGAGUUGAUGACGCGCCUGAAACAGGCUUCAGACGAAGCAACUCCUGUAGAUAUUGCUAACAACUUAGAAACGUUACAGUUUGAAAGUGCUCUGUCUGCAGAGGAAGUCGAACUUCUCCAUCUGCGUAACAGGACACAUGCCAUCACCGUGUCUGCAUGUGCACAGGCCACAUAUUUCGCGAGUGUACUUCACGAAGCAAGACAAUUGAAAAAGCAGCUAAAAAGUCCACAAAAAAGAACUGCCAAGAUAUUACAGGAUCGUGAACCUCGUGACCCACUAAAGGUCGGAAUCAUUGGGUGUGGUCGUCUAGGGAGUCAACUUGCUCACUGCCUACUUACUUAUGGUGAUAUGAACCCUAAAGACUUAAAGAUAUCUACAAGGCGACCAGAAACCCUAGAAUAUUUAAGGAACAAGGGAGUGGACUGCAGCCAUGACAACAUCAAGUUGGCAUCAACUUCCCAUCUGAUAUUUUUAUGUGUGCUUCCAUCACAUGUACAGACAGUCGCUGAGGAAAUCUGUGAUCAUUUACCGCGGGCGUCUGUUGUAUUCUCCUUUGUCAGUACAUACACACCAAAGAGACUAAAACAGCUUCUGGGCACCAGUAAUGUGAUAAAGCCAGAGUAUAGCUGGUCGGACGAAAGUGAGAGGAAUUCAUGGAAUUGUAAUAUCAAUGUCAAUUCAGCCCUGGAGGAUCCAGAGAUCGUAGAAAAGACAUGUCCAAUCGGAUACAGAAAGUCAGAAUGUGUUGUAAUGACUGCAGAGAAACUAGCAGAGAUAAUGAUUUUUGCCUUUAUCAACAUGGUGACCACUCUACGUGUAAAUAAACAGGAUGCACUCAGUAUACUCCACAUUGUCCUGUUUGAGGACACACCGGAGGACCAGUUACGAGAGGAGGAUUUUAUAAGGAACUCACAAGACCAGACAGGAAUGUUUCCAAGGUUCCAGUUAACCCAGCUGACAGAGGUUACAACAUCUGUGCUCAAAAGAAUUACAACAUGUCCACCGCUCAGAGCAGCAUUUGUGAAAAAAUACCUUGGACUUUUUGACAAUUAUGUGCAACAGAAAGCUUAUGAGAUGAUGAAUGGAAAUAUUUGAUAGCUAUUUUGAGACACUGCAGCAUUAUUAUAAGUGAUACACUGAUGUCCUAUGUUGUUAUGAUAUCCAUAUCUGUGAUUAAAUGUUAUAUUUCUAUUUAAA
Pecten maximus is the source of this 1224-nucleotide messenger RNA. Its product is annotated as NADP-dependent oxidoreductase domain-containing protein 1-like. Gene Ontology annotation, biological process: L-proline biosynthetic process. The record is from RefSeq and is a predicted model, not a curated record. Lineage: Eukaryota; Metazoa; Mollusca; Bivalvia; Pectinida; Pectinidae. The transcript is spliced from 5 exons. Gene Ontology annotation, molecular function: pyrroline-5-carboxylate reductase activity. The coding region runs from base 25 to 1122 and encodes 365 amino acids.